Messenger RNA from Oryza brachyantha (malo sina), 3078 nucleotides. RefSeq names its product alanine aminotransferase 2-like. Gene Ontology annotation, molecular function: L-alanine:2-oxoglutarate transaminase activity; pyridoxal phosphate binding. Gene Ontology annotation, biological process: biosynthetic process. The transcript has 17 exons. The coding region runs from base 133 to 1602 and encodes 489 amino acids. The record is from RefSeq and is a predicted model, not a curated record. Lineage: Eukaryota; Viridiplantae; Streptophyta; Magnoliopsida; Poales; Poaceae.
AGCCAGCCACCCCAGCUGUUCAUCCAUGGCCGCCACCUAGCAGCCGCCGCGCCGCUCAUCGAUCGUCACUCUCUGCUCCUCGUCGCCGGCGGCGGCCGAGAAAGAAACAACGUGAAGGAGGAGGAGGAGGAGAUGCUUCGUUCCGCCGCCGCCCGUGCGCUCACCGUCGGCUCCCUCAACCCAAAGGUGCUGGCGCUCGCGGACCACCACCACCUCCGCGGACUCGUCGCCCGCCGCGCGCAGAGCAUGCAAGAAGAGCUGCAGGCUAAUCCAUCGGCACACCCUUUCAGUGAGAUUAUCUACUGCAACCAGAGCAACCCACACUCCCAAGGGCAGCAGCCAAACAAGUUCUUCCGGGAGGUUCUUGCCUUGUGUGAUUACCCCCAUCUCCUAGACCGCAGUGAAACCAGCUUCAUGUUCAGCUCUGAUGCGAUAACGAGGGCACAGGAGAUUCUAGGCGUCAUUCCUGGAAAAACAACUGGAGGAUACAGUCACUGUCAGGGUAUUGAAGGAUUGCGUGAUGCCAUUGCUGCUGGAAUAGCUUCUCGUGAUGGUUUGCCGUCGUAUUCAGAGGACAUUUUCCUGACAGAUGGAGCAGCUGCACCGGUUCAUAUGAUAAUGCACUUGUUGAUACGUGGGCAGAAAGAUGGCAUCCUUUGCCCAAUUCCAUCACACUCUUUGUACACAGAUUCUAUGGUUCUUCGUGGCGCAACCCUUGUACCGUAUUACCUUGACGAAUCUAGAGGUUGGAGAGUGAACAUUUCAGAUCUGAAGAAACAGUUGGAUGAUGCCCGAUCAAAUGGCAUUGCUGUGAGGGGACUUGUGGUGGUAAAUCCAGGAAACCCUACUGGGCAGGUUCUUGUGGAGGAAGACCAGUGUGAGAUAGUGGAGCUCUGCAAGAAUGAAGGCCUUGUUCUCCUAGCAGAUGAGGUUUACCAAGAAAACAUCUACACAGAUGAAAAGAAAUUUAACUCCUUCAAGAAAGUAGCACGAUCCAUAGGCUAUGGAGAAGGAGAUAUAUCUUUAGUAUCAUUUCAUUCGGUCUCUAAUGGGUACUAUGGCGAGUGUGGGAGAAGAGGGGGUUACAUGGAAGUCACUGGCUUCAGUUCUGAAGUAAGGAAAGAAGUAUACAAAGUUGCAUCCCUAAGCUCAUGCUCCAACAUCUCUGGCCAAAUCCUUAUGAGCCUAGUCAUGAACCCACCAAAGGUUGGAGAUGAGUCAUACCCCUCUUACCGCGCAGAAAGAGACAGCAUCCUAUCAUCUUUGUCUUGCUGUGCAGAGGCCAUGGUGUCCACAUUCAACAGCCUGGAAGGGAUGACUUGUAGCAAGGCUGAAGGUGGAAUAUCCGUGUUCCCAUCUGUCCAGUUGCCGCCACAGGUGAUUGAAGCUGCUGAGGCGAUGAACACAGAGCCCGAUGUGUUCUAUGCUCUCCGUCUUCUUGAAAGCACCGGGAUCGUCGUCGUGCCUGGCUCUGUAUUUGGACAAGUACCUGGGACAUGGCAUUUCAGAUGCACAAUUCUGCCACAGGAGGAGAAAACACAGCUGAUGAUCUCGCGCUUUAAGGCAUUCCAUAAAGCAUUUAUGGAAGAGUUCUGCAGCUAAAAGGCGCGAGGACUUUUUUCCCAUUUGUAAUAUAAAUUUAUGUAUUUAAGCAAAAAAUUAUCUCUGUUACUGAUAAGUGUGGGAUUUCAACCUGAACCUAACAGCUGUCAUGCUUCAAUCCUGUACAGAAUUGUCACAUUAGUAGUGUCCUACCAUCAUGAAAUUCUCCUAGGGCCCUACCAUCCUAAAAUUUUCAGAUGAAAACAUCGGUUUCAGUGUGCUGUAACAACCGAGGUGGACAAAGUUGGAAGUCCUUGUCAUGAGUCAUGAUGCUGAAUAUUUAACCAAGUUUUUUUAAUCCAAUAAUGUUAGAGGAGAGGGCUCAAGAAAAAAAAUAAUGAAUGAUACAGGAGGUAGAAAAGGAUUUUGCCACCAAUUAUGUGUCAAUUCAAUUGCCAUGCAAUUGUGCCUUAACCUAUGCAUCUUAACCAAUGAUUUGUGUUGCCAGAACUUCAUUGACCUAACUUCCCCUCUUUUAAAAUGAUAUCCACCACCCACUAAUGGCCAUUUUCAUGACAUCCACUCCAUUGUUAUUACUUAUUAGUAUUGUUCCUUCUUGCAACAAGCCAUCCAUGGAUUCCCUGAGGUGCUACUCAUCUCACCGGAUCUUGAUUCCGAAGAAGAUUCGCUCCAAGAAUCUGAUCAGAGCCUGCAUGGAUAGCUUCUCCAGUUCUGAAUCCAAGAAGGCUCCCAACUCUGUCAGCUUCACCAGCAAGGUCAACAAGGUUUAUGAAGACAAGAGCAUGGGCAUCCUCUGCUACACCGACAACAGCGGCGAAUUGAUCUGCGAGGGCUUCGACGAAGGCCCAAGGCUGACAUGGCAAGACAUGGAGAAGAUCAACAGGGAGAAGGCACUGAAAACUGAAGAAGACAGGCAGCAGGAGAGGAUGCUGCAGAUCGGCGUUGCCGGGGUCGACUGGAGCAGCCUUCAGACCAUCGUCAGCAAGCCUGUCAGUAUGGGGGAAGAACUGAAGAAGUAAAGAUGAUGACAAGUUUAGUCCAGUAGAUUAGUUUCAUGGUAAAUGUUUCAGAUCUUGUAGAAACAAGGUAUGCUUGCUGUGUGCAUAGGAUCUGAAUAUGGUCAAUCUCCAUUGCUAUUUGCUUGCUCUGGUAAUAAGGAUGAUGCCUGUAGGUAGGAUUAGGAGGAGACAAUGAAGGGCAGGAGGCUGAUCCAGCUGGUCAGCUCCUGGCCUCCAUUGGAUAAAGAGAUCAUGUACUGAAUAUAUUUUGCUUGGAUGAUAGUACUUUUGACAUAAUGUUAGUUCAAGUUGUUCAGAUUCCCGGUGUCCCGUCGUACCAAGCUAGGCAAUUUGGUUGCCUGUCAAUCUGUUGCUUGGUAGGAAAUCCUCUGAAAGUUGAAGAGUUUGCUUCGUAGGAAUUGAAGCUUCUUUUUGUAGUCUCGAAAGAAGAAAUGAUGUCUGAGAACCUGAGAUGGAUGGAUUGCAUACGAAACAGAGGUUUUUGUCCUGAAUUGUG